Messenger RNA from Solanum pennellii, 2574 nucleotides. RefSeq names its product pentatricopeptide repeat-containing protein At1g77170, mitochondrial. The transcript has a single exon. The record is from RefSeq and is a predicted model, not a curated record. Gene Ontology annotation, biological process: RNA modification. Gene Ontology annotation, molecular function: protein binding; RNA binding. Lineage: Eukaryota; Viridiplantae; Streptophyta; Magnoliopsida; Solanales; Solanaceae. Bases 167 to 1537 code for a protein of 456 amino acids.
GUUACAUCAAAUAGAGACGUAAAACGGUCAAUCAAGUGGCAAAACUAUUCAAGAUAGGAUUCAAAUAAUCUCAGUAGAUACACAAACCAAUAGGUGAUUUCUUCUUUCCUCAAGGAUAAGUGUGUGAUUGCGAUUGCCGGUAAGAAUUCACCACCAAAUAUAUUUGAUGAGUCCACUUCAUUGUCUGUUGCUCCGAUUUGGUAGAAACAGAGUGAACUCAUUUCAUCUGAGUCAUAGUUUAGCCACUGCUACUAAUAUUCUCGACAGCAAUGACAAGAUAAUAGCGACCCGAAUAUCAGAUUGUAACAAUCUACAGCAUCUUCACCAAAUUUACGCCCAGAUAAUCCGAAAUCAUUUCUUGGAGUUGUACCCUGCACAAUUCCACUGGAACAACAUUAUUAGAUCAUAUACUAGGCUUAACUCCCCUACCAACGCUCUACAUGUAUACAUCACUAUGUCAAGAACUGGUGUUCGCCCAGAUACUUUCACGUUACCCAUUGUUUUAAAGGCGAUUUGUCAGGUUCUCAAUUAUGUUGUGGCGAGGCAGCUCCAUGGGGUUGCAAUAAAGCUCGGAUUAGAAACUAAUAUGUAUUGUGAAAGUGGGUUUAUUAGCUUGUACGCUAAAGCUGGUGAAUUCGAGAAUGCACGUAAGGUGUUUGAACAAAAUAGUGACAGAAAGUUGGGGUCUUGGAAUGCUAUUAUAGCAGGGUUGUCACAAGGUGGGCGUGCUAAAGAAGCAAUAGAAAUGUUCUUGGAGUUGAGAGAGAGUGGGUUGCAGCCAGAUGAUGUGACUAUGGUUAGUGUGACAUCUGCUUGUGGUAGUCUUGGAGACUUGGAUUUGGCUUCUCAAUUGCAUAAAUGCGUCUUUCAAGCGAAAGAAAUGGAAAGGUCUGAUCUUUUGAUGAUGAAUUCUCUUAUUGAUAUGUAUGGUAAAUGUGGGAAGAUGGAUCUUGCUUAUAGGGUGUUUUCAAGGAUGAAGGAAAGAAAUGUAUCCUCAUGGACUUCUAUGAUUGUUGGAUAUGCAAUGCAUGGGUAUGUUAGAGAUGCGGUUGAAUGCUUCCAUUGCAUGAGAGAGGCAGGUGUUAGGCCUAACCAUGUGACGUUUAUUGGGGUGUUGAGCGCUUGUGUACAUGGUGGGAUGGUGAAAGAAGGAAAGUAUUAUUUCAACAUGAUGAAGAAUGAAUAUGGUAUUGCACCCAUGUUGCAGCAUUACGGGUGCAUGGUGGAUUUGCUUGGCAGGGCUGGGUUGUUCGAGGAGGCAAGGGGGACGAUUGAAGGGAUGUCGAUGAAACCGAAUGUUGUGAUCUGGGGGUGCCUAAUGGGGGCUUGUGAGAAGCAUGGGCAUGUGAAAAUGGGAGAAUGGGUGGCUAAGCACCUUCAACAGUUGGAACCGUGGAAUGAUGGAGUGUAUGUUGUAUUGUCCAACAUUUAUGCCAGUAAUGACAUGUGGGAAGAGGUAAGGAGGAUGAGAGCAAUCAUGAAGGAGCGAAAACUUGCCAAGAUUCCUGCUUAUAGUUUGUCAACAAGUUCAUAUUGAGACUGAAGGUGGACCUGCGAAGGAUAAAUGAUCAGAAACAUUUCUCUCUAUAAUAGAAGUGAGUGCACAAGAUGGCUGUCAUAUGCUGCACCUCACAAAAGUGGUUCAUAUAGGAGCAAUGUACCGUUGACCAUCAAUUUUGAUCCACUUAAUUAUUAUUUUUAUUUAUUUUUAGGUGAGAAUGUUGAUUCAUUUCGAGUCAUCUCUCCAGGAGAUGUGCUUGUGACCUAUUGUUCUAUGCAUACACAUUUAUCCCAGAAAAUAUAAGAUGAAUAAGAAAGGAGGCAGCACUAACUCCUCCAGUAUUUGUUAAACCUUCCAGAUUGUAGCAUGGAGGGGGAGAAUUAUAAUCUUCACUGGCCCUACCCAAUUUGUAGUCAAGGUUUUUCUAGAUUCAGGAGCUAAAGCUGUUGCAUGUCCUUCCAUUGAGCCCGAUGAAGCGCGGUUGUUUACAUUUCAGGAGUCAGGUGAUUUUAACUCUUUCAAUAAUGGAAAGUUUGUAAUUGGCGAAGAAGAAACAAAAGAUGACGACACUGAACCUUCUAGAGUCCAGCCAGUGCUUGGGAAGAUAGUGAACCAGAGAAAAGUGAAGGACACUCUCAGUUCUUUUGGGAUGAAUAUGAUGAUCAAGGGGAGUUAUCCCAGUUCAUAUGUCAGUUUUAUGAGUCUCUUUAUCAAAGUGGUUUAAGAAUAGAUGAUGCAUUACAACAUGCUCGAAGAUAUUCAUGCCAUCUUCCCAGCAUACCGUAGUUAGGUGGUUAUAUCUGACCAUGAUAGUCCCAAGGGAAGCGCGAGUUUGUUAAUGCUUAUGCUACUGCAUGAUGUUGCUUAUCAAAGCAUUUGCAUGGUCUUGUGUUGUAAAGAAGAACUGCACUUGUAUAUGCAAUGGAAAAGGAUUGCAGAAGGAAGAAAACAUGGAGAGAGAAAGAGAGAGAAAUAGUAGAAAUGAGUAAUAAUUUUGAGGCUUUUAACUGAUUGUUUGUGUUCUGUCUUUGAUGAAUGUUUGAUCAUUUUUCUUAAAGGUUACUCUUUUGUGA